AAGGCACAUGCUUUAAUUGUUAUUUUCUCGUUGAUGCUAUUGAUGUUAGCAUGUGCCAACGCCGAAAGUUCCACAACCACUGAAGCCCCCACAACCACGACUGAAUCUCCGUCAGUUCCUCAAUGGUCAUGGACGGACUUUAUUAAGUUUUUCAACGGCAGCAGUAGUGGAAACAAAUUCUACUUUUUCUUCUAGGCCUGAUUAACCCGUUUACUGUUGCUUCAUUUUUUCUAUCUUUCUUCUUAAAAAUAAAUGUUCAAACUUCUUAAAGCCUAACCUCA
Molecule: messenger RNA, 281 nt
Organism: Drosophila takahashii
Lineage: Eukaryota; Metazoa; Arthropoda; Insecta; Diptera; Drosophilidae
Source: RefSeq, a predicted model, not a curated record